Molecule: messenger RNA, 1868 nt
Organism: Cyanistes caeruleus (blue tit)
Lineage: Eukaryota; Metazoa; Chordata; Aves; Passeriformes; Paridae
Source: RefSeq, a predicted model, not a curated record
CGUCGGUGCUGUCGCCUCAACUCCACCACCCCUCCUCCCCACCGGAGAAUCUCCCGCUCCUCCCCCGCUGCACCCUGCGGCCGUCAUCACGGCUACCGCUUAUAUUCUAUCUGCGCUACAAAGCCACACUGCAGCCUCUUCCCUAACUCCUCCACUACCUCCUGUCACCGCUGAGUCAGCCCCGCCGUCAGCAGCGGGUCACACCUCGGCCCCUGAGCCGACACAGACCACUGCUGCCUCGAACAUCUCGUUGUUUCAUUUUUCUCCACCUCCCGUUUUGCCGCGACCCGCAGACGUUCCAGCCUCCGCUGCCCGGUCCACCCCGGCCCCCUCAGCUCCUUCUGCUGUUUCUCUCUGGCCACGCGGUCCCGAGCCGCAGCAGGUCCCGGUUCUGCCUGCCACAAGGGCCGCCACCACUGACCCUGGACCGGAACUUACACAAACGCAGUGUCAGCCACACGUUUCCACACGGUCACAAAACACCGCGCUACUCCCGCCAGCGUCUGGUCCUGUGUAUUCCCCCGAUCCUCUACCAGACCCGGCUGUAAUAUCACCAAGAACUGCCGCUUCGCUGUCAGAUGCCCCCGCGCAUUAUAACCGCGAACAACUGAAACCUGCUUCCCUGCCCUCGGCCGUGCCGCAGCUCCCAGAGGCUUAUCCGCAAGUGCAGCAUCCCGUUCUGCCCCCUGACCGUCCCCUAUCGCAGCUACUGUCAGCCGACACUACAACUACAAGGCCGCCGCUACACCUGGCUACACAAAAGGUACAAAAGGAAGGGGGAAUUUCUAACACAGUAUCUGCAUUAAUAAAUACAGGAGAGACAGUGAACUAUUCUAUGCAUGCAACAGCUAAUCCCCUGACUUUACCACUUCAAAGUGAGAUUGUAAAAUUCGAAGCUCCACUACACAUAAAUUCCCAAGAAUGUUAUGAUGAUAGCCAACUUACAAACUGGCUGGAAGUCAAAAGACAAAUUUGCAAAGAAGAAAACAUAAACCCCCUAGCAAUGCCGGUGUUAUUUAGUCAGCAGGCGGGCGGUCCAAGAACAUGGACAGCUAUUCCACCCCAGGAGAUAAAAGAACUGCGAAAAGCGAUAAAGGACAGUGGCAUUUGCUCUCCAUAUUUUAAACAACUGCUGAAAAGUACACUAGAAGAGCAUACUCUCACGCCCAAUGACUGCAAACAUCUUGCUAGCAUCACCCUUACAGAUUCGCAAUUUAUGCUAUGGGAAUUGAAAUGGAAGAGACUACUCAGAAAUGUAUUGGACAAUUAUAGACGUAGUAAUGAUCCAGAUUUGCGUGCUCUCACCCUGUCAAAGCUCACAGGUGAACCUCCAGAUGACCGAAAUGAAAAAGCUUAUAACCUUAUUAGCCAAGAAGCCUCUGGGCCAUUCACAACAUUUGUGGAUCGUAUAAUUCAAGCUGCUGAACGCCAGUGUGGUGAUGAUAUAGCCCGUCCAAUUAUGAUACGGGACAUUAUCGAAAAUAAUGCUAAUGCCGAAUGUAAGAAGGUGAUCAAAGCCCUGGGAAAAGAAAAGCCAACAGUGCCAGAAAUGAUAGACGCUUGUAACAAAAUAAGAAGUCCACAACAUGUAGCAGCAAUUCAAGCAACUGAAUUAGGGAGAACCUUAGGGGAGAAGCUGGAAAAAGCUCUUUUAGCACAAACAUCACAAGCUGCAGUAAUCGCGGCUCAAGCAGAGGCACGAGAUCAAAAGCUCACUAAAACCCUACUGCACAUCGAAGUCUGCUGAAACCUCCACACCAGCCAGUGACCCUGCAAAAAAGAGCCAAGAAGCAGACGCCCAAGCCUGAUCUACGCAGAAUCUUCAAGAAGAAAGUGAUCUACCAGAAGCAGCUCAAGAAAAAAAAAAA